Talaromyces atroroseus is the source of this 1677-nucleotide messenger RNA. RefSeq lists its product as hypothetical. NCBI's taxonomy places the organism in Eukaryota, Fungi, Ascomycota, Eurotiomycetes, Eurotiales, Trichocomaceae. The transcript has 8 exons. Gene Ontology annotation, molecular function: amino acid transmembrane transporter activity. Gene Ontology annotation, cellular component: membrane. Bases 1 to 1677 code for a protein of 558 amino acids. Gene Ontology annotation, biological process: amino acid transmembrane transport. The record is from RefSeq and is a predicted model, not a curated record.
AUGUCAACCACUAAGGCUAUGCAAAUGGAGCAGACUAAGGGCUUCAACACCUCCGGCUCCAGCGAUGAUGAUGCACCCGACAUAGAGUCUGGCGUUGAAUCAUCGGCAGGAAUUAUGGAAGAGAUCCGACGUGACAUGAAGUCACGCCAUAUUAAUAUGAUUGCAAUUGCAGGGAUGAUUGGAACGGGCCUGUUCUUGAGCUCCGGAUCAGUGAUUGCGAAAGCAGGACCGGCAGGUGCCUUAAUUGCUUACAUUAUAAUGGGCUUCGUCACUGCCGGUGUCUCCUACACUACCGGAGAGAUUAGUUCGUUUAUGCCAUCAACAGGUGGAUUUGUUCGCCAUGCAACGAAAUUUGUCGAGCCUGCGCUAGGUGCAGCUACCGGUUGGAAUUUUUGGUACACAAUGGCCAUCUCGGUGCCGGCAGAGAUAAGUGCCGCUGCUACAGUCAUACAAUUCUGGAAUGCUUCUAUCAACUCCGCGGUUUGGAUUUCUGUGUUCCUUGUUCUGAUCAUAUCGCUCAACUUAUGCGGAGUUCGAUUCUAUGGAGAGUCUGAAGUUGUCUUUGCAUCACUCAAAAUCAUGUUGAUCAUCGGACUCAUUAUCGGCGGACUCGUUAUUGACUUGGGCGGGGCCCCGAAUCAUGAUCGUAUAGGCUUUCGAUACUGGAAAGUUCCAGGGGCUUUUAACACAUACAUUGACCAAGGUUCAACGGGUCGGUUCCUAGCAAUAUGGGAUGUGCUGAUUUCAGCUGCUUUCAGCUAUGGAAACAUUCAGGUCGUCGCCAUUUCCGGUUCGGAGACUCAGAAUCCGCGAAAGAUUAUCCCCGCCGCGACGCGCAAGACGUUUUUCCGCGUUUUCUUUUUUUAUGUGCUCAGUAUAUUCAUAGUCGGGAUGAUCGUUCCUUAUAAUGAUUCGCAACUGCAAAUCUCCACGGGGACUGCACAACAGUCACCAUUUGUGAUAGCUUUCCAACGUUCCGGAGUUUCGGUUGUACCGUCCAUUAUCAAUGCCGUUGUUUGUACGUCAGCAUUCAGCAGCGGCUCAGCUUGUGUCUUCAUUGCCUCGAGGACUCUAUACGGCCUAAGCCAGGAUGGCCACGCACCCAAAAUCUUUCAACGGUGCAAUCGUUUCGGUGUCCCACACUAUGCCGUUGGCUUGACAUGCCUCUUGCUUCCGCUCGUGUAUCUGAAUGUGGGCAGCAAUAGCUCCGUUGUCUUUGGCUGGUUUGUCAAUAUCACGACUGUAGCUGGACUUAUUGGCUGGAUUGUGAUUGAGAUCACGUACUUGAGGUUCUAUUACGGUUUGAAGACCCAGGACAUCUCACGCAAGCAACUUCCAUAUUACGGCCCGCUACAACCAUACAACGCCUGGGCAACUCUAAUCAUGGUUACGCUGAUUGUAUUCUUUUCUGGCUUCGAUGUUUUCGUCCAAGGGAACUUCACGGCCUCUGGAUUUCUGACAUGCUAUCUCAAUAUUUUCAUAUUCAUCGCUUUAUAUGCCUUUUUCAAGGUCUUUAUGAAAUCCAAGGUGAUCCCGCUGUCCCAAUUAGAUUUUGAGAGUGGAUUCCAGUCCAUCCGGGAUGAUGAACAGUAUCAGUCGCGCUCUUCAAAGACUGGCGGAAAUGGAAAGUCAUCUAUGCUUCCUAAGUGGAUGUCUCGGAUCUUUCAUGUUGUCUGA